AUGGGUAUCGACGAGUUAGCUGCCGUAUGCCGAGAAGAGGACGUCAACGAGCACAAGCUCCACUGGCCUAUCUUCGGCCUCGUGAGCCUCGACGUCGAUGUCGCUGCAGCUGCAGCUGUAGUCGACUCCUUACAAGAUCCCAAGGAUGUGACCAUCGGCUUCUUGGCUUCGAGACAAGGAAAAUUAGAGGUGCAAGACUGCGGCGACAGCGCAAGUCAACGAGCGACUCUGAUCGAAGCCGUCGCCCGUCUUUGGCUUCGUCAUUUCUCGUCUGUCGGGGAAAGAACGUCGACAAGCGUCGCAUUGAGCCAGCUCCGAGCCAAGCUGACGGCGCUUCCUACGCUCCAGGCUCAUGAGGAGCUUGUAAAGUUACCAUGCGACAUCUUCCCGUUCACCCAGGCUCACUUCAGCAACUCGAACGAUGCCGAAAGAUCAGUCGCGUCCUCCUGCUUGCAAGGCGUCGAUGACCUGCUUCCAACGUUGCACCUGUACCUUGGCCCAUCGUAUCCGUCGUUCACCACCGUCGACGUAUUUGGCACGACUAUCAACUUCUGGUUCCCUGGCGAGGAGCACAGUGGCCACCUGCGUAUCUAUGCAUCGCCGCCUCUAGCUUUCAAAACGUACAAAAUGGACGUCAUCGACCUUGCUCAAAGGCGCUGCGUCGCCAUCUUCACAGUUGCUCGGUCCCUCGUCGACCAUGACCUCUUCUCGUUUUCCUCAAUCAACCCUGUCGGAACUUCAGAAGGUGACGAUGAUGCCGCCACAGCUGAACGAUGGCUCGUGCACGGCCAGCAAGACGUCGUCUGUCGUGUUGCUCAGCUCUCGGGUGGUGACGAGAGAUGGUGGAAGUUUCAACUGUACUUUGACCAUUUGGAGGCACAGCUACGCAGAAGAAGACUGCAAAAAGGGGAUGGAGCCAAGAGUAGUAGAACGAUCGUUCAGAGAAUGCUCGAAGAGGAGAUUGUGAACCACGCCAGUCUCAUUGCAGCGCGACUAUGUGACAAGCAGGAUUGGGUAAGCUCUGGUUUGCAGCAGGACGUGCACCGGCUCCUCAACGACGUGCGCGAGGGAAGGACAAGUCAUGUAGCCUUGUAA
Messenger RNA from Acaromyces ingoldii, 1095 nucleotides. RefSeq lists its product as hypothetical. The record is from RefSeq and is a predicted model, not a curated record. Lineage: Eukaryota; Fungi; Basidiomycota; Exobasidiomycetes; Exobasidiales; Cryptobasidiaceae. The coding region runs from base 1 to 1095 and encodes 364 amino acids. The transcript has 2 exons.